This is a messenger RNA of Conger conger (European conger), 4649 nucleotides long. Its product is annotated as inactive phospholipase C-like protein 1. The record is from RefSeq and is a predicted model, not a curated record. Gene Ontology annotation, biological process: lipid metabolic process; intracellular signal transduction. The transcript has 8 exons. Gene Ontology annotation, molecular function: phosphatidylinositol-4,5-bisphosphate phospholipase C activity. Lineage: Eukaryota; Metazoa; Chordata; Actinopteri; Anguilliformes; Congridae. The coding region runs from base 482 to 3607 and encodes 1041 amino acids.
GACGCAACUGCAGCUUUAGCAGGGGGGUUAAAAUCGCUCUAGACUGAGGCGCAAAAAAGCUUUUUGCACAUUUCUGUUCAUAAUUAGGCUAAAUGUCUUUUUCUGUUCAGGUAUAAUUUAUACACUAUAAAGAGCACUGUAAGCCAUGCCUGAACAUUUUUGUCGCUCACAUUUUGUUCCGAACAGGUGAUUUAUAGUAAAUAAAAGAAUGAAAACUGAUGUCUUUGAUCACGUGAGCGAAACUUCAAGCUGCUCCGAAGUCAGGAUUUGAGAAGCGCUCGAGAGUUGAAUGGCAAGUCUAACAUUAUCCGACGGCUGGUAAUUCCGAGCGACCAGCCCGAAGACUAUUGCAAAGUCUAAUUACAGCCUUAGCUGCCUGAUAUUGUACUUUUUGUAGCCUUCAUGGCACCACUGAACGCAAGAUCACAAAAGGCUUGAAAAAAUAUUUUUAAUCUUUUUUUAUUGCGCUAUUUGGAGCCUAAUGUCGGAACGAGAGUGCUAUGGAGACGGAGCGCCUGAAUUCCGCCCUGGGCGAUCAUCCCGGACAGGCAGGCGCAGUGGGGUCAUCCUUCCCUCACCGAGAGGCUCCAGCCCCGGCGGUCAUGACUCGGAGACCAGCCUUAUGGAGGCGGUUAAGGCCGGACCGCGGCGGAGUAGUAUCAUUAAGGACACGUCAGUCCCUAAGAUGGGCGGGGGGAGGAAGAAGACGGUGUCGUUCAGCAGCACGCCCACGGAGCGCAAGGUGAGCAGCGUGGCGGACUGCCUGGCCUUCAUGCAGUGCGGCUGCGAGCUGCGCAAGGUGCGGCCCAACGCGCGGGUCUACUGCCGCUUCUACACGCUGGACCUGGAGCAGGCCUGCCUGCGCUGGGAGCCUUCCAAGAAGGACAGCGAGCGGGCGCGGCUGGACCUCUCCGCCGUGCGCGAGGUGCGCGCGGGCAAGACCACCGAGACCUUCCGCAACCACGGCCCGGCCGACCAGCUGCCCGAGGAGGCGGCCUUCUCCGUCAUCCACGGCCCGGACUGCCGCUCGCUGGACCUGGUGGCGCUGUCGGCCGACGCCGCCAACAUCUGGGUGACGGGGCUGCGGCACCUGCUGACCCGCCCGCCCGAGGACGGCAGCCCCGGCAGCCGGAUGAGACGCGGCUGGCUGGCCCGCGAGUUCGCCCGGGUGGACGAGGACGGGCACGGCGUGGUGUCGGAGGACGUCGCCGUGGCGGCCGUCUGCAAGCUGUGCCCCGGCGUGAAGGAGGCCAAGGUGCGUCUGCGGUUUAAGGAGAUCCAGCACGCGAAGGAGAAGCUGACGUCCCACGUGACCCUGGAGGAGUUCCAGGAGGCGUACUGCGAGCUGUGCACCCGUCCGGACGUCUACUUCCUGCUGGUGCAGCUGUCCAAGGGCCGGGAGUGCCUGGACGCGCAGGACCUGCGGCUCUUCCUGGAGGUGGAGCAGUGGACGGGGCCGCGGGCGGAGCGCGGGGCGGGCCCCUCGGCGACGGACGCCAGCCUGGACAUCCUGCGGCGCUUCGAGCCGUCGGCCGGGGCCCGGGAGCAGGGCCUGCUGGGACUGGACGGCUUCGCCCGCUACCUGCAGGCGCCCGAGAGCCAGCUGAUGGCCCCCCGGCACCAGAGCGUGUGUCAGGACAUGACCCUGCCCCUCACCCGCUACUACAUCAGCACCGCCUCCCCCAGCUCCUACCUGCAGGGGGCGCUAGAGGGGCUGGCGCAGGCCCUCCGAGCCGGGAGCCGCUGCCUGGAGCUGGAGGUGAGGGAUGGGCCCGAGGGGGAGCCCUUGGUGCACGCCGCUAAACCGCCCGUUACCCUGCGCAGCGCCCUGGAGGCAGUGCGCGACCACGCCUUCCUGACCACACCCUUCCCCCUGCUGCUCCACCUGCGUCUGCGCUGUGGCGCCGCCCAGCAGCGCGUCGUGGCUCAGCACCUGCGGCAGGUGUUCGGAGACCGUCUCUACGCUCCGGAGGCCCUGGAGACGGGCCCGGGCGACGGCCUGCUGCCCUCCCCGCAGCAGCUGAGGGGCAGGGUGCUCCUGCUGGGGAAGAAACUGCCCCCGGGGCAGGAGGGGGAGGAGGGGGAGGUGACAGACGAGGAUGAGGAGGAGGAGGUGAGCGCGGGUGACGAAGAGGAGGGCGCGGUCGAGGGGGAGGAGGGAGAGGCCCCGCCCUCAGAGCCCCGCCGUCUCCGUCUGUGCCGGGAGCUCUCGGACCUGGUGGCGUUGGCGGACACUGGCCGCCGAGGUUUCUACGACAACCGGAAGGAUCAGGGCUCUCCCCCGACCGGCCCCGCCCCCUGGACGCUGUGCUCUCUGGGACAGGGCGAGGUGGGGCAGCUGGCCAGCGAGGCGGGCGAGGAGCUGGCCAGCUUCACGGGCCGGACGCUGACCCGGGUCCGGCCCGACUCCGCCAACCCCGACCCCCAGGCCUGCUGGACCGGCGGCUGCCAGCUGGUGCCGCUCAACCUGCAGGCCGCCGGGGCGUCCCUGGACCUGCACCGCGCCCGCUUCGCCCAGAACGGGGGCUGCGGCUUCGCCCUGCGCCCCCCGGCCGCCCCCUCCGCCGGCGCGACCCCGCAGGACCUGCGCGUGCGGGUGAUGGGGGCCCACGGCCUGCCCAAACCCCAGGGCUCGGGCACCAUCGGGGAGGUCAUCGACCCCUACGUGGUGCUGGAGCUGCACGGCGUGCCCGCGGACUGCGCCGAACACCGGACCCGCACCGCCGCCCAGAACCAGGAGGACCCGCUCUUCGACCAGACCUUCCACUUCCAGGUGAGCGUUCCGGAGCUGGCUCUGCUGCGCUUCGUGGUGCUGGAUGACGACUACAUCGGAGACGACUUCAUCGGGCAGUACAGCGUGGCGCUGGACUGCAUGCAGUACGGCUACCGCACCGUGCCACUGCUGAACCUGUCCGGCGAGCCCCUCCCCCAAGCCAGCCUAUUCGUCCACGUGACCGUCAGCACCCGGCAGGGCGGGGCCGGGGGCGGGGCUCAGAGGGGCCCGGGGCGGGGCCGCAUCCUCCGCCACAUCGGCAUCAGGACCCUGGACUACGCCCUGAGGCCGGCCGCCGCCCCGCUGAAGGAGGCCACUGACCUGCGGGAGGGCAUGAAGAAUGCUGUGGUAGGUUUCAAAGAGCAGUGUGGGCUCCCCCCUGUGGCCGAACUGAAGAAGUGCAUUCAGAGCCUGGCCUCCCGUCUGCAGAGUGGGGAUGGAGCCCCAGGGGCGAAUCUGGCCCUGAAAGAUGGCUACCCCCACCUGGAGUCUCUGGGAUACCUGCCCGAAUCCUCCUACAAGCUGCUCAGUGCAUAUGAGAAGGUGGUCACUGCGCUCAGACUGCUGAUUGAGAAUGCUGACGGUGUGCAGGAGCGGAUUGGCCAGGUGCACAGGCAUGGGGUGGAGCUACAGGAGGACCUGCCCAGACUGGGAGAGGAGGAGGGGCUCCAUGGCCGCAUACUGAACAAAGCAGUGGAGAGUUUCACGUGGAACCUCACUGUUCUCAAGGGACAGGGUGAUCUGCUGCGCAUUGCCAAGGUGAACGCUCUGGAAACCCUGAAGCAGCUGAGACAAGGCUGCGAGGCCUGUGGACUGACCUCUUCAGCCAAAUAACAAGAGCACAGAGAAACUAUCUGCGCCGGGUCUGUUCAACAUGAGAAAAGAGGUCAAAAAGGGGUCAAGGAUGGAAGGAAAUUGCUUAUAAAAAUGUUAUAAAAUAUAACAUUCUCACACAUUUGACUUAACAUUUGAGACAACUUGAGGUGUAAGAACAGUAUGAAUAUAUGAGCUGUUGCUGUACUGUGGGGAAAGCGGACACUCAAGAAUGUUCUAUAAAUGCAGUGCGUGGUGCUUCUUUUUUGUGCAUGAUCAGUGGGUCUGUCUGCUUUAAAAAAAAUAUUAUUACCUUUAUUAUUUAUUUAUAUAUUCCCAUCAUCAUAAAUGUUUUUUUAAUCAUUGGUUUCCUGUUUUGUUUACAUUGUGGCUUUUCAGGACUAGGGCAGAAUACUAAAUUACUGUUACUGUAUAUUGCUUUAUUUCUUGUAACAUUGCUUAAAUAUUUCUUAUUUUGUUUACGCUGUGGUCAUCAGGGCUACAGUAGGGUUGGAUAGCUUUUCAGGUACUGCAGCACUCCAGAACCAGGUCCAAUACCCCUGCAAACGUGUGGCCUUUCAGAACCAGGGUAGAAUAGGCAUGCUGACUCUAAGGUCCUCCUGAAAUGGUUCUGCAAUGAAUUUGCAUUGUUUUUUAGAAUGACUGUGUGGUUACACAACUUGAUUUUUAACCAGAAUAAUUUAAGGGUAAGAUCAUUGUAACCUAGAGCCACAUGAACCUGAACUGCCUUUGUCCAUGUGCAGCUGUAGGAAUAUACACUGAAAAACAAAAGCUGCUGUAUGUAACUCACUCUGAAUAAAGACAUCUGUUAACCAAAUUAAAAGUGAAAUACAUGUAAUAUUCAGUUAAUGAUUGAUACUUCUAAACUGUUGUGAAUCAUUACAGCCAAGUCGGCUUGACGUUUUGCUUUCUGGUGAAGGCCUACGUUAUUUCAGUUUUUGUGUAUAUGUGUAUAAACCAUUCCAUUGUAAAGCCAACAUCAGAAACUUCUGCAAGUAUGUAAAAUAUCAUAAUUGCCCAUAAAAACAAUUUACUGAGCUGA